Triticum turgidum subsp. durum (durum wheat) is the source of this 1527-nucleotide messenger RNA. Lineage: Eukaryota; Viridiplantae; Streptophyta; Magnoliopsida; Poales; Poaceae. The record is from the annotation of a GenBank genome assembly.
AUGGGGUGCUUCCAGUCCAAGCCGGCGGGGAAGCCGCUGCCGCCCGACGCCGACGCCGCCCUCCCGCCCGACGACCCCGCAGAUCCCGGUAAGCAAGCGGCGAACGGGGCGGACGGGGCGGGCGCGGACGGCGACGACAAGGACGGGGCGAAGCGGGCGGUGCCGGUCUUCAGGGAGUUCGGGCUCGCCGAGCUGCGGGCCGCCACCAAGGGCUUCAGCGCCGACCUCAUCGUCUCCGAGAGCGGCGAGAAGGCGCCCAACGUCGUCUACCGGGGCCGCCUCGACGGCGGCCGCCUCAUCGCCGUCAAGCGCUUCUCCCGCCUCUCCUGGCCCGACCCGCAGCAGUUCCUUGCGGAAGCGGCCGGCGUGGGGAAGGUGCGGCACAAGCGCCUCGUCAACCUCAUUGGCUGCUGCGCCGAGGGUGACGAGAGGCUGCUCGUCGCGGAGUACAUGCCCAACGACACAUUGUCCAAGCACCUCUUCCACUGGGAUAAGCAGCCGUUGCCAUGGGAAAUGCGGUUGAGGGUUGCACAUUACAUUGCACAAGCUCUCGAUCAUUGCAAUGCAGAGAACAGGAAAAUCUAUCAUGACUUGAAUGCCUACAGAGUACUUUUUGAUGAGGAAGGUGAUCCUCGCUUGUCGAGUUUUGGACUAAUGAAGAACAGCCGCGACGGAAAAAGUUAUAGCACUAACCUGGCUUACACUCCGCCAGAGUUCCUACGAACGGGCAGAGUCAUCGCUGAGAGUGUGAUAUAUAGCUACGGAACAGUUCUGUUGGAUCUUUUGAGUGGGAAACACAUUCCUCCUAGUCAUGCACUUGAUUUGAUAAGGGGAAAGAACAUACUGCUAUUGAUGGAUUCCUCCUUAGAAGGGCAAUAUGCUAAUGAAGAUGCUUCAAAAUUAGUCGAUCUUGCAUCAAAAUGCUUGCAGUUUGAAGCUAGGGACAGACCCAAUAUAAAGUAUUUAUUGUCCUCUGUUGGGCCUCUUCAGAAGCAAAAGGAGGUGGCAUCGCAUGUGUUGAUGGGCAUUACAAAAACCGCGUCGGUCUUACCAACUAUUCUUUCUCCACUUGGAAAGGCAUGUGCCGGAAUGGACCUUACAGCAGUACAUGAUAUAUUGCUCAAAACAGGUUACAAAGACGAUGAAGGUGCAGAAAAUGAGUUGUCCUUUCAAGAAUGGACUCAGCAAGUGCAAGAGAUGCUGAACACAAAGAAGUUUGGUGAUAUUGCAUUUCGAGAUAAGGAUUUCAAGACUGCAAUUGACUACUAUUCAAAGCUAGUUGGAAUGAUGUCAGUACCUUCAGCUACAGUUUUCGCCAGGCGGAGUUUUUCCUACCUGAUGAACGGUCAGUCGGAGCUUGCGCUACGCGACGCAAUGCAGGCCCAGGUCUGCAUGCCCGAAUGGCCUACUGCAUUCUACCUCCAAGCCCUAGCUCUCUCAAAGCUUGGAAUGGAAACCGAUGCACAGGACAUGCUCAACGACGGAGCCACCUUUGAGGCCAAGAAGCAAAACAGCUGGCGUGGUUAG